This is a messenger RNA of Lichtheimia ornata, 267 nucleotides long. RefSeq lists its product as uncharacterized. The transcript has 2 exons. The record is from RefSeq and is a predicted model, not a curated record. Bases 1 to 267 code for a protein of 88 amino acids. NCBI's taxonomy places the organism in Eukaryota, Fungi, Mucoromycota, Mucoromycetes, Mucorales, Lichtheimiaceae.
AUGGUUCACGGCGUCGUGUGUCUUCCUUACCGAGUUGUCCACAAUGAGAGUUCUCAAGACGUCUUCACAUUGCCUCUUUUGGGUAUGCUGACAACAAAAGCGUGUGGGUUGGUUUUACUUGUUACCUUACAUUACAUUUACUGUAGCUUGAACAUGUUGGAUGAUGGUACCUCUGGCAGCAACAAGACAUUGAUAUCAAAGCAAGAACGCCGUACGUUGGCUCAAUGCAGCAUCUACUGGAUGGCAUGGACAUACGGUUUAAUUUGA